Phalacrocorax carbo (great cormorant) is the source of this 3297-nucleotide messenger RNA. The record is from RefSeq and is a predicted model, not a curated record. NCBI's taxonomy places the organism in Eukaryota, Metazoa, Chordata, Aves, Suliformes, Phalacrocoracidae.
UGCCCCGGGCCCGCCCCGCACGGCCCGGGAGGAGCCGCCGCCGCCGCGGGCACCGGCACCAGGGGCACCGGCGCGGCCAGGAGCGGCGGCAGCGGCGGCACCAUGGCCUCGGAGAGCGAGGCGCAGCGGGCGCUGCAGUAUGAGCAGACGCUGAUGUAUGGGCGCUACACGCAGGACCUGGGCACCUUUGCCAAGGACGAGGCGGCCCGGCUACGGCUGCAGCAGGAGCAAGGGGAGGCCACCCCCAGGCCACGCCGCCCCUCUGAGCUGCUGGAGUACACCCAGGGCCGCUGUGCCCCCUGCCGCAUCUGCGCCUUGCAGUGCCAGCGGUUCCUCAUCUCCAAGGUGGGCGAGGACUGGGUCUUCCUCAUCCUCCUGGGGCUGGUCAUGGCACUGGUCAGCUGGGCCAUGGACUUUGCCAUCGCCACCUGCCUCCAAGCCCAGAAGUGGAUGUACGGGGGCCUGGACACCAACGUGCUGCUGCAGUACCUGGCCUGGGUCACCUACCCCACUGUGCUCAUCACCUUCUCAGCUGGCUUCACCCAGAUCCUCGCGCCCCAAGCCGUGGGCUCGGGGAUCCCUGAGAUGAAAACCAUCCUGCGGGGUGUCGUGCUGAAGGAGUACCUCACCCUCAAGACCUUCGUGGCCAAGGUGAUCGGGCUGACGUGCGCCCUGGGUAGUGGCAUGCCCCUGGGCAAGGAGGGUCCCUUCGUCCACAUCGCCAGCAUGUGUGCAGCCCUGCUCAGCCGCUUUCUCUCCCUCUUCGGGGGCAUCUAUGAGAACGAGGCGAGGAACAUCGAAAUGCUGGCGGCUGCCUGUGCCGUAGGUGUUGGCUGCUGCUUCGCCGCCCCCAUCGGAGGCGUCCUCUUCAGCAUCGAAGUCACCUCCACCUUCUUCGCCGUCCGCAACUAUUGGCGUGGCUUCUUUGCUGCCGCCUUCAGUGCCUUCAUCUUCCGUGUCCUUGCUGUCUGGAACAAGGAUGAAGAGACGAUCACAGCGCUGUUCAAGACCCGCUUCCGCCUCGACUUCCCCUUCGACCUGCAGGAGCUGCCUGCCUUCGCCGUCAUUGGGAUCGCCAGUGGCUUCGGGGGCGCGCUCUUUGUCUACCUCAACCGCAAGAUCGUGCAGUUCAUGCGCCGCCAGAAGGCCAUCAACCGCUUCCUCAUGAAGAAGCGCCUGCUCUUCCCUGCCCUGGUGACGCUGCUCAUCUCCACGCUGACAUUCCCACCCGGCUUUGGACAGUUCAUGGCCGGCCAGCUCACCCAGAAGGACACCCUGGUGACACUGUUCGACAACCAGACGUGGGCCAAGCAGACGCUCAGCAAUGAGUUCGAGUACCUGGGCAUCCUGGAGGCCUGGCACCACCCCCGCUCCAACGUCUUCAUCACCCUCAUCAUCUUCAUCCUCAUGAAGUUCUGGAUGUCGGCCCUGGCCACCACCAUCCCAGUGCCUUGCGGAGCCUUCAUGCCUGUAUUCGUCAUCGGGGCAGCCUUCGGGCGCCUGGUGGGGGAGAGCAUGGCAGCCUGGUUCCCCGACGGCAUCCACACCAACAGCAACACCUACCGCAUCGUGCCAGGGGGCUACGCCGUGGUGGGAGCGGCUGCGCUGUCAGGCGCUGUCACCCACACGGUGUCCACGGCCGUCAUCGUCUUUGAGCUGACGGGACAGAUCUCGCACAUCCUGCCUGUCAUGAUUGCCGUCAUCCUGGCCAAUGCUGUGGCUCAGAGCCUGCAGCCCUCCCUCUACGACAGCAUCAUCCGCAUCAAGAAGCUGCCCUACCUCCCUGAGCUGGGCUGGGGCCACCAUGAGAAAUACAAUGUCCGGGUGGAGGACAUCAUGGUGCGGGACAUCCGCUACGUCACCCUCAACUGCAAGUACCGGGACCUGCAGGACGUCCUGCAGAGUACCAAGAUGAAGAGCCUGCCACUGGUGGAGUCAGCUGAGUCCAUGAUCCUGCUGGGCUCCAUCGAGCGGGCACAGGUGGGGGCCCUGCUCUGCCACCAGCUCAGCCCCCAGCGCCGGCUCCAGGCCCUGCGGCACCGGCUCUCUGAAGCCAGCAUCUGCUUCCAGGUGAGGGGGGCAGCUACCUUGGGGGAUGCCCGGCCAGGGUGCCCCCCACAGCCGUGCUCUGACCACCCCACCCCCCCACAGAUCAGCACUGAGGCCUCCUCAGGCCCCCCAACCCGCACUGCCUCCCGCAAGCCCCUGAAGCCAGCGCUGAAGCGGGUGCCCAGCAGCUUGGCUGAGACCCUCCCAGCUGGCUCCGCCGACCACAGCGGCAUUGCCCUCAAGAACCUCUUCUGUGCCAACACUGCUGCAGAGCCCACUGAGGCACAGGGCAUGGCCUAUCGCAAGGCCAAACACGUCCGCAUUUCCAUCACGGAGGAGAUGGAUCUGGGUGACAAGAUGACCCCAGCAGAGAUCCUGGACUGGGAGGAGCAGCAGCUGGACCAGCUGGUGGACUUCAGCAGCGCCAAGAUCGACCCUGCGCCCUUCCAGCUGGUGGAGCACACCUCACUGCACAAGACCCACACCAUCUUCUCGCUGUUGGGGCUGGACCACGCGUACGUCACCAGCAUUGGGCGCCUGGUGGGCAUGGUGUCCCUCAAGGAGCUGCGCAAGGCCAUCGAGGGCUCACUGACAGCCAAGGGGGUGAAGGUGCGCCCACCGCUCGCCAGCUUCCGCGACAGCACCACCAGUGCCGGUGAGCCCGACACCACCGCCCUGCGCCAGCUCUGGGACCGCCACCAGCACCACCCCAUGCCCCGCGAGGCCAGUCCCGGGGACAACAAUGACAACAACACCCCCAAGGGCCAGUGAUAUGGGGUCCCACCCCGUGUCCCCAGGUGUUGCAGGGGCUCCCAGUGGGUGCUGGGGGAUGCCCACCCUGUGCCUGCCUGUGCUGGGCUUGGCGUAGGGGUGGGAACCCUCAAUCCAGUGCCACUGUCCUCCCACCAUGCCAGGGGCUGGCCACGUGGCCCCCAGCCUGCCCAUGCCCCCCCACCUCCCUGCCAGCUCCUACUUUGCUACCUCUGCCCCCCAUCCUAGGUGCCCCUGGCACAGCCACCGCCCUCACCCCCCACCCCAGGCACCCCAAUGUCCCUGCUCAGGGUGGCACAUCGGGCAGAGGGGCAUCAGGUCAGGGUGCCCAUGGGGACACAGGUGGGCACUGCCCCCCUCCCCAGCACCUCAUGGCUGGGAAGGGGGGGGGUCCUGCCACCUCUCCACUGUGUACCCCAACUCCAUGUAAAUACAGAGAUUUUUAUAUUAAUUUAAUAAAAGCACUUUAUAAACAGA